Messenger RNA from Rotaria sordida, 444 nucleotides. Lineage: Eukaryota; Metazoa; Rotifera; Eurotatoria; Philodinida; Philodinidae. The record is from the annotation of a GenBank genome assembly.
AUGAAUCGUUGCGAUCGUUUAAUAGCAUUAUGUGGUUCUAUACUUGGUAUAUUAGCUUUAAUUGUUGCUUGUACAGCUUUAUCUUCACGUAAUUGGGAAAAAGAAACCAAUAUCGAUUAUUUUCAUUCAUCACCUAAAUAUAAUCAACUUCAUCUAUCUCGAAUUAUGAGUAUUUUUAGUCUUAUUUUCACAUUUAUCGGUAUAAUUACAUCAUCAUUUAUGAUUAUCAAACAUUUUUGGAAGUAUUGGAAUUUAUUAGCCCCCGGAGCUUAUCUUCUUGCAUCAUUAACUCUUCUUUUAGCUAUGUGUGAAGCAUCUCGAUUAAUGCAUCAUAAUGGUUGGCCAUCAUAUAUCUAUGGAAUAUCAUUUAGUCUACUUCUAUUAGCAACACAAAUUAUGGCUGCACUUUCAGGAAAACUUAUUUUUUCCUAUCAAUCAUUAUAG